This is a messenger RNA of Aspergillus nomiae NRRL 13137, 870 nucleotides long. Its product is annotated as putative calmodulin. Gene Ontology annotation, molecular function: calcium ion binding; cytoskeletal motor regulator activity; myosin heavy chain binding. The record is from RefSeq and is a predicted model, not a curated record. The annotation marks the transcript as partial. The transcript has 2 exons. Gene Ontology annotation, cellular component: cytoplasm; myosin II complex. NCBI's taxonomy places the organism in Eukaryota, Fungi, Ascomycota, Eurotiomycetes, Eurotiales, Aspergillaceae. Gene Ontology annotation, biological process: actomyosin structure organization; mitotic cytokinesis.
GUCACCUCAAAUACGCCCUUUAAACCGUCGCCGUUAUCCUUCAGCUCUCCUCGUGCUUCUCCUUUUCGUCGUCCCUCUACGCCGAACUCUCCGCCCACAGGGAUCACACCAGGGAGUUCACCAAGCCGAGGAUACACCCCGGUAGUGUCUCCAAGCAAACUGAAUCAGUCAUAUACCAUUGAGCACGAAGAUGCUUCGCCAACUAGUCGAGAACGAAUCCCCCAACCCCGAUUUUCAAGAGAGUCCCCAUCUGCAUCGCCAACCAGGGGGGCCAAUUCACCGGAUCGGUCACCGAGGAUGGGUGUCCGGUCGAUGGGCAUGACGGCGGGAUCGUCAGAUGCAGCUUCUAAACUAGCGCCGGCGCAACUCCGAGAAAUCAGAGAGGCUUUUCAGGUUCUCGACCGGGAUAAUGAUGGAUCGGUGAACAAGGACGAUGUCGCAGAUGUGCUUGUGAAUGUUGGUCAAGAUCCGUCUAUGUUAUCCGACUUCUUCCCCCCGGGGAGCCCUGAAACUAUCAACUUCCCUACAUUCUUGAACAUCUUGUCCGGUCUACUCGCGCCGUUGUCGUCGCGCCAAGAACUAGUGAAUGCGUUGGCCGCUUUUGAUGAGGACGAUAGCGGCCAGAUCAACGUGGGGGAACUUCGCGACGCUCUUUUACACACGACUCCGGACGAGGGAGAGCUUCCGCUCACCGAACGAGAGAUCAACGAAGUUCUGAAUGGGUUUACCGGGCGCAGGGCUUUUGGAGCCAAGAGCAGUAAGGGUCCUGGAGGAGGAAAGCGAGGGGAGGUAUUUAGAUACCCGGAAUUUGUGGAUGGGGUCCUGGGAGGGACCCAGAAUGGACAAGCAAAUGGACGGCAGGAAGCUUGA